Messenger RNA from Dermatophagoides farinae (American house dust mite), 573 nucleotides. RefSeq names its product ubiquitin-ribosomal protein eL40 fusion protein. The record is from RefSeq and is a predicted model, not a curated record. Gene Ontology annotation, molecular function: structural constituent of ribosome; protein binding. Gene Ontology annotation, biological process: translation. NCBI's taxonomy places the organism in Eukaryota, Metazoa, Arthropoda, Arachnida, Sarcoptiformes, Pyroglyphidae. Gene Ontology annotation, cellular component: ribosome.
UCUGUAUUUUCUUUUCGUUUGGAUUUUUUUUUAUUCUGAAUUAAUUUUAGAAUCGCCAAAAAAAUGUUUAUUUUUGUAAAAACAUUUGACAAAACCAUUUCGAUCGAUGUUGAUCGUUUCGAAACAAUCGAUUCGAUCAAAUCUAAAAUCCAACAACGAGAAGGUGUACCGGUCGAAGACCAACGUCUUAUUUUCGGUGGUAAACAAUUGGAAACUUGUUUGAAUGAUUAUGAUAUCUCCAAAGAUGCUACUCUUCAUCUUGUUUCACGAUUGUGUGGUGGUGUUAUUGAACCAAGUCUUUUGAUUUUGGCUCGUAAAUAUAAUUGCGACAAGAUGAUCUGUCGAAAAUGUUAUGCACGACUUCAUCCAAAAGCUACCAAUUGCCGAAAACGUAAAUGUGGCCAUUCGAACAAUAUUCGACCGAAAAAGAAGAUCCGUUAAAUUUAAUAAUCGAACUCUGAUCUGCAAUGGAUCUAUCCUGUCUUAUUUUCAUUAUAUAUUUGAAUAUUAAAAAAAAUUCUCUUUUAUUUAAAAAUAUGAUGAAAAUAAAGAAAAAAUGUUUUUUGGAUAACA